AUGGCGCUGAGCCUUGAGGGUGGAGCUAUGGGAGAUCUUGCGCCUACCAGGUCGCCUCCCCCUGUACCAUCUAUGAGCUCUAUUACCAGGGUUGAGGCUCCCCAAGCUCUCAACGAUGAUACUGCUGCUACUGCCUCCGUCCCUCUAUCACCGCCACCUGUGCCAUCUCCUAUCUCUCCCACCACACCCAUUUCAACCAACACGCCUCCUUCUCCUUCUCGACCCUCCAGUCUUCAAAUAGAAUCAUUCAAUCGUGCCCCAAAGCAGACAUCAAUUACCUCCACAGAGCUCCCUACCUCUCCCAUGAGGUUAAUUCAUCGCGUCGAAAGUGAAGCAAGAAGGGAUUCCAGUCUUGCCACAUCUAGAAGGGACAGCAGAACAACAGUGGCCACAGAAGAACUCUCUUCACCAAGCCUGAAGUCGCCUCCUAGCAUUCCAAGUAUUAUCAUCGACGAGGAACAUGCUCGUCCUAGCUCCCGACUAUCAGAACGAAAAUGGAGUCCGCUAAAGAAAAACAAGCCAGACCCUCCUCCUGCCGUCCCACCCCUUCCAAUUAUCGAACCUAUUCCGUUUCGUGGUAUUACUUUGGACAUCCCAACUGGCUCCUUUGGAGACUUGACUUCGGAAUCCUUGGAAUCAAUUUCUGAAGGUCCGCAAAAGAGUGUUGAUAGGCCUGGAGAAACUUCUGAAAGUCGGCCAAGAGAAGUUAUAGAUAACGAAGAGAGCAUUAUGAGUGAUGGGAGUAAUAAUAAUAAUAACAACAACAACAACAACAACAACAACAACAUCAAUGACAAUGAUAAUAAUGAUAAUAAUAAUACGCUAGACAGCAAAUCAACGACUCCCAAAUCACUGAAUUCGAGGCGUAUCAGAUCUAACAAUUCUCUACGCCCUCGGCCAUCUAGCUCUGCAGCUCGAGCUCUUUCGACUGACGAGGAAAUCCUAUCGCAACGGGUCCGUUUGAUGUAUGAGAAGGGAGAUGAGGCUAUUGACGAGGCAGAGGUUAACAAGCUUUUGGGUCUUAAUAAUGAGGAAGAUAUAUUGGAUGGCCCAUCACUUGAAGGCGAAAAUACGUAUAUGUGCGAAACUAAACGGGCUAACACUCCAGCUACAUCAGUUGUUGGGCACAGCUCGAGAAGGAGUAGUUUUAUCCCAAGAGAACCACAUGAGCUUGCUGGAGGUUUGGAGGAUUGGGAGAAUAUUCAAGUCGGCGAAGUUGACAGAUAUGGGUUUAUUAUACCCCGAAAAGAAACCGGAAAUAGUCCAGACAUGCGUUCACCUAUGCGGCGGGUCUCGGCAAGUUUAUUGUUUGCGUCCUCAACUCCACGUAAGAAACGUACGCUACAAAGGGCACCUUCUGCCGCAGCAAGCUCCCGAUCCUUCGCAGGACGGUCUCCUCCUCGAAAAUCAGCAGAUCAAUCGCGCCCUUCUUCCUCUCAAAGUUCCUAUCAUCCAGGUCUUCAUAGGUCCUCCUCCAAAAUACGAUAUGCUACCAACAAGUUACCCCAUAAUAGAAAUCGAAAGUUUGUGGAUGAAGCAAGAGACAUGUUAACUCUCCCCGGUCAAGCCGUUGAUGAUGACGAUGACGGCCCCCGUGCCCUUGCAAGGAAGAAAAAGGAAUGGGAAAGAGAAGAUAAGUGGAGAAAGAUGGCCAAAGUAGUAUCUAAAUCACACGAUGGUUCUGGCAUGACUUUCGAAUUCGAUGUGAAGAGCUCGAAACUUACCGAGCGUACCUGGAAAGGGAUUCCCGACAGAUGGCGAGCUACAGCCUGGUACGCGUUUUUAAGUGCUAGUGCAAAGAAAAGAAAAGAGAGUCCGUCAGAUACAGAGCUCAUUCAGAAGUUCAAUGAUCUCCAAGAGGAAGGCUCCCCCGAUGAUGUUCAGAUUGAUAUUGAUGUUCCCAGGACCAUUAACAGUCAUAUCAUGUUCCGUCGCCGGUAUAGAGGCGGCCAGAGGCUUCUCUUCCGAGUCCUCCAUGCGAUGUCCCUCUACUUUCCUGACACUGGAUAUGUCCAGGGUAUGGCUGCGCUGGCUGCGACGCUUCUCGCAUACUACGAUGAAGAGCAUGCUUUCGUCAUGCUUGUGAGGUUGUGGCAGCUUAGAGGCUUGGAUCGGUUGUACAGAUCCGGUUUCUCGGGUCUGAUGGAAGCUCUGGAUAAUUUUGAAAAGGGAUGGCUUGAUGGCGGUGAAGUAGCUCAGAAGCUGACUGAACUCGGCAUUCCCCCAACUGCCUACGGAACCCGAUGGUACCUAACUCUAUUCAACUACUCAAUUCCAUUCCCCGCCCAGCUCCGCGUCUGGGACGUCUUCAUGCUCCUAGGAGACUCAGACGAACCACCAGCACCCACGGAUUUACCCUCGCCUCUACCCUCAACAAGUUCCCUCACACCAAAUGGUAAUACCUCCGAUGACCAAUCAUCCCCCAAGCAACCGACCGCUAGCCCCUUCGGCAAAAGCCUUGAUGUCCUCCACGCUGCCUCCGCCGCCCUCAUCGAUGGUAUGCGGGAUAUCAUCCUGGAAUCAGACUUUGAGAACGCAAUGAAGGUUUUGACCAGCUGGGUGCCGAUUAAUGAUGUGGAGAUUUUCAUGCGGGUUGCUAGGGCGGAGUAUAAAGUUCAUCGAAAGAAAGGUUGA
This is a messenger RNA of Paracoccidioides lutzii Pb01, 2634 nucleotides long. RefSeq lists its product as hypothetical. The coding region runs from base 1 to 2634 and encodes 877 amino acids. The record is from RefSeq and is a predicted model, not a curated record. The transcript has 2 exons.